AUGCGUACUCCGAGAAUCGCCAUCCUCGUCCUUUUCUUCGCCGCCUCCCUCUUCCUCUUCUGCCGCUCCGUCACAUCGCUGGCGCGAUCCAACACCGUAAUCGCUCCGGCCGCUGUCCCACAAUCACGAUUUACGACAUUCUUCUCCUUCACAGCGCCCUUCUCAAUCUUUACACCGAAUGCCGCCAUCAGCCUGACCGACGACAACAGCACCUCCUUUGUCGCCCGCCCUGCCGCCUUCGGUCCGAACCUUCCCUCCAAGGGCCUGAGUGGCCAGCUAUGGAUUGGCAGCGGCUUCGCCGACGAUAACCUCCAGGAAGGCGAGGGCGAAGGCGAGCUCGGCUGCAGCGAUAUUCCCGGCUGGGAGGACGGCAAGUCCAAUGCUAUCCUCAAAUCUGCCGCCAAGGGCAUUUCGAAGGCCGACGCGAAGGCUGCCACUGCUGCUGGCAAGCCGAGCCACCACAAGCGGGACACCACCGCCAAGGACAUCGUCCCCGAUGAUACCGUGCCUCCACCCGGAGCGCGGUUGAAGUCCAAGAUCCGCCCCCUCGACGACGGCACCGAUGACUACCUCCACCAGGGCCUCGCCAGAAAGCCCCCGCCGAACCACGAUAGCGCUCUGUCCACCGAGUCGACCCACGCCGAUAUCCAGUCGAUACAAGAGGCGGCGGAGAUCGCCGGGAAGAUUGUGCUGCUCAGCCGUGGCGGCUGCGGCUUCCUGGAGAAGGUCAAGUGGGCGCAGCGCCGCGGUGCUAUCGCGCUCAUCGUCGGCGACAACCAAAAAGGUGGUCCGCUGAUCCAGAUGUUCGCCAGAGGCGACACUUCCAACGUCUCCAUUCCUUCCGUUUUCACCGCACGGACUACAGCCCACCUGUUGUCCUCUCUCACCCAGCCGGGCAGCUUCAUCGAAGACACCAUCGACGAGCACGGCCGCCCUGCCUUGAAGGUCCUCAAGUCCGAUGGCACGAACCGGAAGAACAGGAAGACCAAGCAAAAGGCAGCUGCGGCGACCCCCACGCCCACACCCAAGUCGACAGCCCCUCCCAAGGUCAAGGCCCCGAAGAAGCAGGCCUCCACCAAAGCCGAGGAAGCCAAGCCCCGCGUUGGAUGGUUCAGGUGGUUCUUCAGCUGGGGCCGCAGCUCUGCAACUGGGGACGGCAGCAUUCAACCCCCGAGCAGCGGCCGCCACAACUGGGUUCUCGUUGACGAUUGGAACGAGGAGAAGGAUAGAGCCAUUCGUGAUGGUCUUGGAAAGGCUGCCAAGCGGGGCAAGGGCAAGGUCGCUGAGUCCCGUAAGAACGAAGACAGCUUCCAGAUCGGCGUUCAAGACUGGCGCGACCCGGAUCUGGUGGACGUUCCAGCGACCAAGGACAAGGAGGACGCUUCCAAGGAGCAGGCCGGCAAGAAGGCAAACCCGAAGAAUGGAAAGGAUGUCAGCGGUCCCAAAGGUGGAAGCAUCACACCAGGAAGCGGCGAGUACAACCCUGAUAUGCCCCCUGUUGAAGCCAAGGGCUCUUCGUCUAGCAAGGACUCUUCCUCCCACGGAGGCUUGAUGUCUAAGAUCUUUGGAGACGACGAUGGCGCCGAUUUCUCCAAGGAGGAGAAGGCCAAGGAUCCUCCCAAGGCCGAGGACCCCAUCCCCGACGACGACGAACCAGUUGGCCACGAUGGCCUCUGGGUCACGAUUACCCCGUCAAGCAGCUCAAGCCCCUUCUUCGACACCCUGCUGGUGCUUGUCAUCAGCCCUCUGAUUACUCUCAGCGUCGUGUAUGCCCUUCUCAUCCUUCGCGCUCGUAUCCGUAGGAGACGCUGGAGGGCACCCAAGUCUGUCGUCGAGCGCCUGCCCGUGCGAACCUAUCACACCGUCGCUGCGUCGCCCGUCCCCUCGCCUAGGAUGCCUUCGCCCACCAGCGCUACACCCACCACGCCUCUGCUUCAGCAGACUCCGACCAGGCCCCGGCCCCGUUCUAGAACGACGACAGGCAUUCCUGAGUCGGAGAGUCUGCUAUCCGUUAACUCGGCCCUGCAAAUGCCUAGAUCUCCCGCGAGGCCAGAGCAUGAAAAAGCCAACGGCAGCUACUCGAGCGAAUGGAAGAAGUACAUGGGUCGCCAGGUCGAGUGUGUAGUCUGUUUGGAGGAGUACGUCGAUGGUGUCAGCCGCGUGAUGAGCCUCCCCUGUGGCCACGAGUUUCACGCGGAGUGCAUGUGA
Messenger RNA from Colletotrichum chrysophilum, 2208 nucleotides. RefSeq lists its product as uncharacterized. Lineage: Eukaryota; Fungi; Ascomycota; Sordariomycetes; Glomerellales; Glomerellaceae. The coding region runs from base 1 to 2208 and encodes 735 amino acids. The record is from RefSeq and is a predicted model, not a curated record. The transcript has a single exon.